AUGGAUGUGGAUGCAAUUGUAUAUAGAUUGAAGGAGAGUAAUAUUGAUGAUACUAGAUUUGCAAUCAAAGUUAUUGAGGCUGCCGAAUUCAAUGAACCUAAAACAAUGAUCUUACUCUCGACAAGUAUGUCUUGGGCAAUGACUCGUAAAAGUUUUACUGAAGCAGAUCAAGAUGAUGAAGCAGAAAAACCAUUAAGAAAGCCAUAUGAAGCUUUCACUGAAGAUGCAUUUGUCACAAGAAAACCUCACAACUCAUUUAAAGGAUUUGUUGAAAUUGAAAAGAGAGUUAUGAGAGCUAAAUCAAAAUAUCUCAGAACCUUUGUGUUCUUCUGUGGAAUUUUGUAUGGAGAAGAGGAAGAAAAAUUACAUCAAUGGUUUAAAUUGGCUUGGAAUGGAGAAGGUGACUCAUUGCCUGUCUUUUUGGAUGGUGGAAAUUAUGUUCCAAUGAUUCAUGUGCAAGAUUUAGUAUCAAUAACUCAAAAAACAAUUGAAGAGCCACCCCAACCAAAGGACGGUGAGGAUGAUUAUCAACAAGCAUUUCUUGCAGUGGAUGAAUCCCAGUUGACUCAAUCUCAAAUAGUUGAAUGCAUUAGUCAAAAGUUUGGAUUUAAUGGAAAGGUUGAAAAGCUAGAUGAAGAAGAGUGUUUAAUUUAUGACUACUUUGAAUAUUUCACAGCUGACGUUAAACUUGCCAUUGGUGCUGUCAAUGAAUUCUCCUUUGAAUGGGUUUCCAAAGAGGGGUUUGCUGAGAAUUUCGACAAAAUCAAGCAAGAGUUUGAAAAGAAGAGAAAUCUUGCUCCUCUUAGAAUUUUAAUGAUAGGUCCACCAGGUGCAGGAAAAUCCCACUAUUCUGCUCAAAUGAAGAGAAAAUAUAGAUUGGAUGUUGUGAACUCGUCUUCUGUAAUUUCAGAUUUUGAAGCAUUGGUGAAAGAGAAGGAAGCAACCUACCAUAAUCUUGUUCAAGAAAAGAAAGACAAGAUUGAGCACGCCAAACAAUUGAGACUGCAAAAGAAGAAGGAGCUAGAAGAAAAGAAGAAAAAGCAAGAAGAAGCUAAAAACGAUGGAGAUGACGAUGAAGACAACCAAGAACCUCCUCAAGAAGAAGAUCCAGAAGAACCAGCAGAAGAGGAUAAGGAAGAAGAGGAAGGUUCACCAAUCUUUGUUGCAAAACAAGAAUUUGAAAAAUACAAGGCCAUUCUUGAUUUGAAAGAGAACAGUGGAAGAUAUAAUGAUACAGCAAUUACUGAAAUGUUUAGAUGGAAACUGUCUCAACCAAGGUUGUUGAACCAUGGUUGGAUACUGGAUGGAUUCCCAAAAACAGUUGAGCAAGCUAAACUUCUUUUUAUUAAGCGUGCAGAGGGAGAUGAUGAACCAAAGGGUGUGGAUGAUCAUUUGUUCCCUGAUUAUUGUAUUAUUUUCAAUUGUAAAGAGAAGGUUUUGGAGGAUAGAUUAAUCAAUAUAACUGAUCCAACUCCAGGACACAAUGACCAAGAUGGUUUUAAGAGAAGACUUGAAGCCUUUAACAAGGCUAACGAUAUUAACAAUUUAACCACAUAUCUUUUGGGCUAUAUUGAAGAAUGUGUUACUGAACAAAAGAGACAGUGUAUAACGAAGGAAGUAGUUUUUGAAACUGAAAGAGAUGAAAAAGAAAUACUGACCGAAGUUAAGGAGUUUUUGGGUAAGCCGCACAACUAUGGUCCAACAGAGAAGGAAUUAAAAGAAAAGGAGAGAAGAAGAGCUGCCAGAGAAGAUGAACAACAAAAACAAGAACAACAGAAGCACCAAAAUGCUUUGGAAAGAAAGAGAAAACAAGCAGAAGAAAGAGAAAGAGUAUUAAGAAGUGAUGCUGAAAGACUUGAAGAAAUAAGAAAGCAAGAGAAAAUCAUGCUUGAAGUCAAAUCUCAACCACUUAGAGUUUACCUUAUGGAAAAUGUCAUUCCAGUUCUUACCAAAGGGUUGAUUGAAGUGUGUCAAAUGCAACCAGAAGAUCCUGUUGAUUAUCUUGCUGAAUGGUUGUUCAAACAAAUUCCUGAUGAUAAAUAAAUUUAUUUAAGUUGCCUUUCGGCUCU
This is a messenger RNA of Naegleria gruberi, 2069 nucleotides long. RefSeq names its product adenylate kinase. Gene Ontology annotation, molecular function: AMP kinase activity; ATP binding. The transcript has a single exon. NCBI's taxonomy places the organism in Eukaryota, Heterolobosea, Eutetramitea, Acrasida, Naegleriidae. The record is from RefSeq and is a predicted model, not a curated record. Bases 1 to 2043 code for a protein of 680 amino acids. Gene Ontology annotation, cellular component: cytoplasm. Gene Ontology annotation, biological process: nucleobase-containing compound metabolic process.